This is a messenger RNA of Henningerozyma blattae CBS 6284, 1581 nucleotides long. RefSeq names its product chaperonin-containing T-complex subunit CCT2 (gene CCT2). The record is from RefSeq and is a predicted model, not a curated record. Gene Ontology annotation, molecular function: ATP-dependent protein folding chaperone; ATP hydrolysis activity; ATP binding. Gene Ontology annotation, cellular component: cytosol; chaperonin-containing T-complex. Gene Ontology annotation, biological process: protein folding. The transcript has a single exon. Bases 1 to 1581 code for a protein of 526 amino acids. Lineage: Eukaryota; Fungi; Ascomycota; Saccharomycetes; Saccharomycetales; Saccharomycetaceae.
AUGAGUGUUCAAAUCUUUGGAGAUCAGGUUGUGGAAGAACGUGGUGAGAAUGCCCGUAUGUCAGCUUUCGUCGGUGCGAUUGCCGUUGCUGAUCUUGUGAAAAGCACCUUGGGACCUAAAGGUAUGGAUAAAUUAUUACAAAGUGCCAGUAGUGAUCAAAGUAUUGUUACCAACGAUGGUGCCACUAUAUUGAAGUCUAUCCCUCUGGAUAAUCCUGCAGCUAAAGUACUUGUGAAUCUUUCUAAAGUGCAAGACGAUGAAAUUGGGGAUGGUACUACUAGUGUCACAGUAUUGAGUGGUGAAUUAUUAAGAGAAGCUGAAAAAUUGAUUGAACAAUCCAAAAUCCAUCCACAGACUGUUAUCGAAGGGUACCGUAUAGCGAGCCGUGCUGCAUUGAAGGCAUUGGAAGAAGUUGCUGUGGAUAACUCUAAGGAUCCUGUGAAGUUCCGGGAUGAUCUAGUAAAGAUUGCCAAGACCACUCUUUCAUCCAAGAUUUUGUCGCAAGAUAAGGAACAAUUUGCUGAAUUGGCCACUGAGGCUAUCUUGAGAUUAAAAGGUAAUACGAAUUUGGAACAUAUUCAAAUCAUCAAGAUUCUUGGUGGUAAUUUGGAAGAUUCCUUUUUGGAUGAUGGGUUUUUAUUGGCAAAGAAGUUUGGUACCAACCAACCAAAGAGAGUGGAGAAUGCCAAGAUCUUAAUUGCCAAUACUGGGCUAGAUAGUGAUAAAGUCAAGAUAUUUGGUACCAAAUUCAAGAGCAAUUCAACCAGUGGUAUAGCCCAAUUGGAAAGAGCUGAACGUGAAAGAAUGAAGGGGAAAGUGGAAAAGAUUUCCAAGUUUGGCAUCAAUACGUUUGUGAAUCGUCAAUUGAUUUACGAUUAUCCUGAGCAAUUGUUUAGUGAUAAGGGGAUCAAUUCUGUGGAACAUGCAGAUUUCGAAGGUGUAGAAAGAUUAGCCCUGGCGACAGGUGGUGAUGUUGUUUCCACAUUCGAUGACCCAGAGCAUUGCCGUUUGGGUGAAUGUGAUUUGAUAGAAGAAAUUGUUAUUGGUGAAGAAACAUUUUUAAGAUUUUCAGGUUGUAAAGUACGUGAAGCUUGUAGUAUUGUCUUACGUGGUGCUACAUUGCAAGUAUUGGAUGAAGCUGAAAGAUCUUUACACGAUGCAUUGGGGGUAUUGUCCCAAACCACACGUGAACCCCGUACUGUUCUUGGUGGUGGCUGUGCCGAAAUGGUGAUGUCACGUGCCGUCGACACUGCUGCACAAAGCACUGAUGGUAAACGUGCCAUGGCUGUGGAAGCAUUUGCACGUGCCUUACGCCAGUUACCCACCAUAUUAGCAGAUAAUGCAGGUCUUGAUAGUGGAGAGUUGGUGACUCGACUCCGUGCAGCUGCUUAUGGAGGUCUAAGUUCUGCAGGUCUUGAUUUGACCCGUGGAGAAUUGGGUGAUAUGAGAGAGUUGGGUAUUGUAGAGAGUUUUACUUUAAAGAGAGCUGUGGUUCGAGCAGCUGCAGAGGCCAGCGAGGUGUUAUUACGAGUGGAUCAUGUUGUUCGUGCCCGUCCUCGUACCGCAGGACGUGCACAAUAA